Messenger RNA from Anopheles marshallii, 315 nucleotides. It is a transcript of the gene Ssb-c31a, whose product is annotated as RNA polymerase II transcriptional coactivator. Gene Ontology annotation, biological process: positive regulation of transcription initiation by RNA polymerase II. Gene Ontology annotation, cellular component: transcription regulator complex; nucleus. Bases 1 to 315 code for a protein of 104 amino acids. Lineage: Eukaryota; Metazoa; Arthropoda; Insecta; Diptera; Culicidae. The record is from RefSeq and is a predicted model, not a curated record. The transcript has 2 exons. Gene Ontology annotation, molecular function: DNA binding; transcription coactivator activity.
AUGCCCAAGAACAAGAAAAAAGAAUCUUCUACAGAUUCUGAUACCAGUUUCGAAGACCGUACUCCGGCAAAGCAGGCGAAGAAGGAAAGCAAAGCCUCGGAUGCCGGCAAUGAUCCAAACAUCUUCGAAUUGGACAAAAAUCGCAAAGUGACGGUGAAUGAAUUCAAAGGUAAAGUGUACGUUGGCAUACGAGAAUAUUACAACAAGGAUGGGAAAGAUUUGCCUUCUAAGAAAGGCAUUAGCCUGACUGUACCGCAAUGGAAGAAGCUGCUCGAACAGGCUGAUGCCAUCAACGAGCAAAUAAAGAAGUUCUAA